This is a messenger RNA of Metschnikowia bicuspidata var. bicuspidata NRRL YB-4993, 3003 nucleotides long. It is a transcript of the gene PDR6, whose product is annotated as Pdr6p. Gene Ontology annotation, biological process: protein import into nucleus. NCBI's taxonomy places the organism in Eukaryota, Fungi, Ascomycota, Pichiomycetes, Serinales, Metschnikowiaceae. Gene Ontology annotation, cellular component: nuclear membrane; cytoplasm. The transcript is spliced from 2 exons. The record is from RefSeq and is a predicted model, not a curated record. Bases 1 to 3003 code for a protein of 1000 amino acids.
AUGGCCCACUACCAACAAGUGGCCAACAGGUUUCUCCACGAGGUGCAAAAGUCCCCCGAAGGCUAUGAUGUGGCGCUUUACUUACUCUCACAAGAUUCUUUGACUUGCAAGUACUUCGGUGCCUUGACAUUAACUGUUGUACUUCAACACCCUGGCCUAGAUGUGGCCCAAUGCCAGCGAGUCGUUUCUACUCUGCUUACACAUAUUGGGGUGCUCACUGUGGACGCACAAACUACUGAUCGAAAUCUUUUCGUGGUUCGAAAACUCAUGUCCAAUAUUUCUUUGGCGUACUUGAAAUAUCAUCAAACAUUUAAUAACCCGAUCAUAUCGUUUGUGCAAAUCUUUGUACCAGACGUACCCGACCACGCGGGGGUUCUGGAAUUCGCAACUCUCAUGGCAAAUUUUUCUUUCACGCAACUAGCGUUGUUGCUCAUAUUUCUAUCUAUUCUUGUGGAGGAUGUUUCCAAGAGCAACGACUUUCGCUCGGCUAUCCACACGGCGGUGCGUGAGAACCUAUACCCGCUCUUCCUCACGGUGUACCAAUACCUCGCUUAUAUUGAAUCACAAAAUCAGUUGCUGCAAGAGCUAGACUCACAAGCGCUUCAAACCUUACAUUCGUGGAUGGUCUACUUGCCCAAUGUCAACGGAGACUCUCUGUACGAGGAUAUCGGGGUUUUGGUAGACUUCCUCUCGUUGCAUUUCAAGGACGGUAUAAGUGGCCAGGACCAAGACAUACUCGAAUCCAUCAAACAAACUCUCAUCAUUUUCAACGAGGUGUUGGAGUUGAAUGCAAACAUGCUAUCGCACGAGCAAAAACAGGCGUUGUACGCCACUGUUCUCGGGACUUGGGGAACGCAGCUCGUGGACACUGUGAUUCUCAAUGUGGAAGACGAUUUUCAUGAAGAAUCUGCCGCAUAUAUUGACUUAUUCUUGACAAUUUUGCAACUCAACUCGAUACGGCUCUCUAAGUCAAUUCUCGUGUCCAACACACAGGCCAUUCUAGCUCUUGCUCUUAGGCUAACUGCCGUAGAGGGGACACCUAUUAUUGAUGAGCUAAUCUCCGAGAGAAUGUUGCUAUUUUGGGAGGAUUUUGCUAGCGUGUACGAAGAUUCAAGUGAUGUUUUUGACACUUUCUUCGAGACGCAAGAAGACCCGCAGUUUCAGACAAAGUUUGAAGCAGAGAAGCGGCGAAUUUUUGAUACUGUUGCCCGCAUAUACUGGCGUAAACUCCGCCUUCCAGAACCCACCAUAUAUGGACAGAUACGUGCGGAAUUCAAUGCGUAUCGAUCGAGUGUGGCAGACUUCUUCUUGGUGGUGUAUUCGCUACUCAAGGCCGAAUUUUACCAGCUGAUGAGUGAGUUUCUAAUUGAAGGAUCACUUCACCUUUCUACCAGCACAGAGAAAUUGCUAGAUGUCGAAGCCACUAUGUAUAUUCUCUUUAAGAUCAACGACGACACGGUCUAUUUCGAAUCCCAGGCAAACCAGCUAGCUCCAUUCUCCCAAGCGAUUUUUGAAACCGGAUUUCUAACCAAGUUCGCUACUUUUGAAAAUGGAGAUUCCAUGUACACGACUGUACUUGCAACACUUGUUCAGUUUUGUUCGUCUAAUGUGUUUUACUACAAGACCAGUAGUGGAAGCAAACAUUUGAGCGAGGUGUUCAACAUUAUUUUCCCGCUAUUGCUAAACAGCAAAAACACCACGCUUGCGCUUCUUGCAUCCAAAACGGCAUUGCGGAUAUGUGAGGAGAGCAGUGAUCACCUUGUGGACUUCCUCCCAGAUUUGGAGAAUGUCGUGGUAGGGAUGCUAAAAAACCCAGAGAUGGACAGUCUUAUACGACUGAGGAUGUUCAAUGCGUACAGUGUCAUUGCCCGAAGCAUUCAAAAUGUUGACGAACAUAGCAAAAUAUUGCAUGGAAUGGUAUCUGCGAUAGCAAGUGCUGCAAGUUCCGUCAUAGAAAGUAUUAGUGGGUCACUGGAGAACAUUCUGGAAGCCCAGGAAGAGUACCUCAGUUCUCUUCUCUCUUGUCUCGUGAACAUUGCCAAGGGGAGUUCCAUUUCGGACGAUGCUAUAGACGAGAUGCUGGUCCGAGACCAGGAAACUUACCGGGACUUUUGGAGCAGGGAUCCGUACAUGAUAAAACAGACGGUGUUCUCGAUAGUGCAUGAAUUCUCCCUCACAAACAGCGCACUUGCCCAGAAACCGAUCUUUGUCGAAAAGUGCACCCUUAUUCUCAAAGCUGGUAUAGGAGAGAGACUCGGUAGUGGAUUCGACGUCGGCAACGAGGCCAUCAUGACCUAUGCCCUGGCCUUAAUGGAAGUUACGACAAACGCCAAUACUGUGCCGUUCAUUUUUGGCUUGGUAGAAUGUUUGGUGAGUGUUGAGUACCAACAUCUUGACCCUGCAAUGAUGCAGCAGCUUGUGCAAAGAAUAUUCACGAACAAACUAGCAUUUUUGAAAUCCGACCCGGACAUGAUCAAGAGUGCUAUCGACUUGUUUUCCAAAGUGUUAGAGUGCAAACCGUCUCUAAUUCUCUACACGGAGAUAUUUCGAUGCACCAUCCUCCAGUUUGCUGUGGAGGGCUUGGCAGCCAACGAGCUGUUCGUAGUGAAGUCCAUUCUGCGGUUUUGGACAAGUUUCCUUGGUAUGAGACGCGGAACUGGUGAAGACCACGCAGAAUGCCAGCGUAUUUUCACGGAGCUCAAUCUUGUUGAGGUGGUGACUUCUGAGCUCAUUGCAUCCUUCGUCAAGAGUGCUCGCUCGAACCUCGAAUAUUACUACUCAGUGUUCCGGAGUUUGAUAGCCAAGUUUCCCAUGCAAUUCAAGACCAGCCUUGCAACGGCUAUCGACGAAGCCACUUUGGUGCAGAAAAUAGGCACCAAGGAACUCGAGCUAUUUGUACAUAAGCUAAUGGUCACGCGGGGGCGCCGCACGGCGAAUGAGGUUUUGAAGCUGUUUUGGCUCGCAGCAAAUGGCUUCGUGGAGUACAACCACCAGAGGAUUUAG